AGCUGGUUUAGGAUAGAAUAUUCCUAAGAUAGAAUGUUCCUGCUUUAUCCUGGUUUAGCCUCACCCCUGCAAUUGCGUACUUGAAGUACAAACUUCAAGAUGGAAAGAGCUUCUUUAAUAACUGAAGGGUGCAAAGAACGUGAGCUCGCCAAUGAGAAUUAGAGGUUCCGACUGAAAUCCCGCAAAGUCACCCGCAGAUCCGCACGGUCGGCGCCGCGGGCGGGGUGCGGCUCAGCCCUGCGCGCUGUGGCUGCGUGUGGGGCGGGGGCGGCGCGGCUCGGGCCGGCGGUUAACGCGCCCCGGGGCCGCCUCCGCGGGGCGGGGCGGAGCGGAGCCGCCUCCCCGCGCUGCCUGCGGCCCCUGCCCGCCCCGGGGAUGGAGGACGCGCACCGGGCUUUCCGCCUGGCCGCCUCCUGCCUCCGCACGCCGCUCGACCCGCGCACACGGGCGCCCGCCGCGCUCUACGAGCGGGGCCCGCCGCCCGCCGCCGCGCAGGAUGGCUUUGACUUGGAUUCAAACACCAACAGAGAGGAGACCACCCCUCCAAAGAGAGACUGUGACAAGUGGAUAGACCUUUCCAAAAUGUACAAUUCAAAUCAAGAAUAUUACAUGAAGCUGGAAGAGUUGAAGAAUGCCCACAUGGAAACCAUGGCAAAACUGGAAAGUAUGUAUCGGAACAAGCUGUAUUUAAAAGGGGCACAAGCCUUGGAUAAGAGAAAUGACACCUCUCCAAAGUGCUGUAGGCCAACUUGGGACAAGAGUUCAUAUCAGCCUCUUAACCUGCACAAAUCCUUUUCUGACUCAGACUUAAGUGAUCCCUUGGGCUCAAGCGUAUCGGACACGUCUGAUGAAGAAUUAGUGUUUGAAGGGAACGGCAGUGAAACUGGAUCAUCCUCGUUUGCCAAGCAGCAGAUUGAAAAAAUGUGGGACGGGUUCUCUCUGGAGGACUACAUCUCCCGUGCCAAGCACAGCUCGCCCAUCUCACCAGCCUGCAGGAAGGUGCACAAGAAGCAGAAAGCGUGGUCUCCCAGAGUCACCGUGCCCAAACCUUUCCAGAUGACCAUCAGAGAAGCUCAGAGGAAAGAGCAGAACGUCAAAUCCAAGUCACAGAUUGAGCUGGAGAAUCACCUACUGAAGAAGCAGCUGGAGGAGGAAGCAGAGUGUCAGAAAAAGUUCCGAGCCAAUCCCGUGCCCGCUGCCGUGUUCCUGCCGCUCUACCACGACAUCGUGCAGCGGAACGAGGAGCGCAGGAGGUCUGUGAGGGAGAGGAGCAAGCUCAAGCUCCUGGCUUCCCAAAAGCCAUUUAAAUUCAUUGAGAGAGAGAGGCAAAGGAGUGAAACCAGGAAAAUGCUGUUGAAGGACGUUCCCCCACCUGAAAAUAAAACGAAAGCGUUCAGAGCGAAACCGGUCCCGAAAUGUGUUUAUAGUCCAGAUUUCAAUGACAAGCUAAAGAAGGAGGAGCUCUACAGGGAGAUCAGGAUCAAGAUGAGAGCUGAGGAGCUGCUACGAAAUUCAUCUGUGCCCAACAGCAGACUGGCCUUGAAAGAGACCAACAAAAAGAAAAAACACAAGAGCACCGAGCCGAAGCGGACGGAGCACAAACCCAAGAUCAAAUCAAGCAUUCCCAAUUUUGAACUCCUACAUGAGAAAUUCCAGAAACGCCUCCUGCAACAGAAAAAAGUGAAACACCUCACGGUCUGUGAGCCUUUCCACCUUUGUACUUCGUACAUCCCCUCAAAAAAGGACAAGAUCUUGAAGGACAUUCAAGAGGAUGAAGAGAAAUUGAAGGAAACACGGUGGCCAUUUGCCUCUCCGAGACGGAAACCUCAGAUGGGGCAGGCAGGGGCAAACCCACAUCUCUUGGGAGGAGCACAAUCCAAAUCUCCCAAAAGCACAGAAUCCACGAGACGACGACUGGAAGCCCUAAGGAAUUCCCUUGAUGCAAAGAGAAAACUGGAAGAACAACAAAAAAGGAACAGAACCAAGCAGAAACAAAGAACGAAAAAAUUCCAGAAAAUUGUGAUGGCUCGGGCUGAGGCCAAUGACCCACAUCAGAGCCUAGCUCAGGUGUCUAAAUCCAGAUUAAAAACAUUCAGGAACAACGAGAAGCAGAGAAGGCAGGAAUAUUUGCAAGAAUUGCAAGAAAUGGAAGAAAGAGUAAAGCAAAUGCCAUUGCUUUUUGAAAGAGUGACUCAGAAAAAUGCCAGAAUUGCUGCAGAGAAGUAUUAUUCAAACAGACUGAGAGCACUGGGGAUCUGCCCAGAGUUUGUUUCGAAGAAAGGAGGAGCAGCCAAGUCAGUGCAGUUCUCCACUGCUGGAGAUUUUACCUCCAUCACUGUCAGAAGAAGAAUCACCAGGGUUAAAGUGAAAAAAAGGGAGUCCUUUGAGGAAGCAGCUGGUGACAAUCCCCAGUCUGAGCAGUCCUGGGAGGAGGAGGAGGAAGAGAACGGAAAAGGUAUCAAAACCUCCACCCCAGAUGAGCAGUGCAGUGAUCUGGAGGAUGGGGACAGGGCCAGAGCCAGCCCUGAUGUCCUUGAGGCUGAAUCCGGCUGGCACAGUGAUGAGGAGGAGGAUGACGAGGAGGAAGCAAAGUCAGACCCAUCACUUGGUCAUUCCCAGGAGGAGGAGGAAGAGGAGGAGGAGGAAGAGGAAGCCAAGGCAGACCUGUCACUUGGCCAUUCCCAGGAGGAGGAGGAGGAAGAGGGAAAAGCAGGCCCAUCUCUUGACCAUUCCCAGGAGGAGGAAGAAGAAGAGGAAGCAAAGGCAGGCCCAUCCCGUGGCCAUUCCCAGGAGGAGGAAGAAGAGGAAGCAAAGGCAGGCUCAUCCCGUGGCCAUUCCCAGGAGGAGGAAGAAGAGGAAGCAAAGGCAGGCUCAUCCUGUGGCCAUUCCCAGGAGGAAGAGGAGGAUGAGUCCACCCCCAGUUCUCAGUCUGACAGGUCCCAUAAGCAAGAAGAGGAAGCUCAGUCAGACCCCGAAGCCGAGGGUGCCUUCCAGGAUGAGGAUGAGGAGUAUGAGAGCGAAGGCUCUGAGGAGAAGCCCAGUGAUGAGGAAGGGCACUGACAGGAAGGGCUGGCACUCAGCAACCUCUUCCACUGCUGGCUGUGGAACAGACACCAGAGAAAAACCUUGUGCUUUUCUAUACAUCCAAAAUUCUGGGCAUUUUUCCCUCUUAGUUUAAAGGGCCUGCUAGUGCAGGAAUUCUGUUUUCCAGUAAGAAAGCUCAGGUUCCUAGUUUUCACCAAGAAAAUAAUUGACUUUUGUAUUAUUCUUCUUUAUUGCGCUCUCCUGUGACGUUAGUGCACCUCUGUUUUUAAAAUGAGCUGCAACCUCAUUGUUUAAUAAUAAAUUACACGGUGUGCUGUGCAAUGCUGAGGGCUCACAUCCAGCUCUUCCCAUGGGCUGGCAAAGCCAGGGAUGACUUUGGAGCAGGAAUUGCCAUUUUGUCCCUGGAAAAGGGGAAUCUUUUUACCUCAGGUAACUCUAGUUGUGUGAAACUAUGCAAGGAAGUGCUUCCAUACCUCUUCUUACACACUGGCUACUCAGGACUUCAACUAUUCCAAAAAAACUCCCCAAAAUAUGUUUGGGAUUUGGUUUGGUUUUUUUUUUCUUAUAUUAGUAGUACCUUCUACUAUUACUGACUUGCUAAAAAAUCUUUUAUUAUUUUUUCCUCCUUAUUUUCUUACACAGUUUCUCUGUGUUUGGAAGUUUUUAAAGCAUUCUUACUUUUAUUUAUUUCUGAAGUGUGAACAUGACUAAUGUGAACUUGAAACUUUUUUUAAAACUUGAAUAAAAUAUCUGUGAA
Prinia subflava (tawny-flanked prinia) is the source of this 3802-nucleotide messenger RNA. RefSeq names its product FAM161 centrosomal protein A (gene FAM161A). Gene Ontology annotation, biological process: cilium organization. The record is from RefSeq and is a predicted model, not a curated record. The transcript is spliced from 7 exons. Lineage: Eukaryota; Metazoa; Chordata; Aves; Passeriformes; Cisticolidae. The coding region runs from base 376 to 3060 and encodes 894 amino acids. Gene Ontology annotation, cellular component: ciliary basal body; cilium; photoreceptor connecting cilium.